Messenger RNA from Paramormyrops kingsleyae, 2598 nucleotides. RefSeq names its product torsin family 2, member A (gene tor2a). Gene Ontology annotation, molecular function: ATP binding; ATP hydrolysis activity. Gene Ontology annotation, cellular component: endoplasmic reticulum lumen; nuclear envelope. The record is from RefSeq and is a predicted model, not a curated record. Lineage: Eukaryota; Metazoa; Chordata; Actinopteri; Osteoglossiformes; Mormyridae.
CGUGAGGAAGCUGUUUACGGUGCGCUUGCUAUGGCGCGCUCCGUUAAUGCACCUUUCAUGCUAGUUUUAUUUUUGGUACUUUCCUGUAGUCCUUUUUCGGUGGUGUAUGCUAUUCAAAUGAAUAUGAAAUCAGUUUACUGCACAAUGUCGAACAAUUGCGACUGUGACUUUAAUCCAGAUAUAAAAGGUUUAGAAUGGGACCUCUACAAAAAUUUGUACGGGCAGCACCUGGCGCAGGAGGUGGUCUCGGAGGCUGUGGCUGGCUUCUUGCAGAUGGAGAGCCCCGACCGGCCACUGGUGCUGUCCUUCCACGGGGCCUCUGGGACAGGCAAGACGCUGGUCAGCUCCAUGGUGGGCCGUCACCUGUAUGGCGCAGCAAUGGGCAGCCCCUACAUUCACCAGUUCAUCCCCACCUUGCACUUUCCUAAGGCUGACAUGGCACAUCAGUAUAAGAUGGAGCUGAGGCGCUGGGUAGAGGGUAACCUCACCGCUUGUGCUCGCUCCAUUUUCAUCUUUGAUGAGAUGGAGAACAUGCCCCCUGGCGUGAUCGACGUGCUGGUGCCUUUUCUGGGACCCGACCAUGUCCUGUUCCAGACCAACUACCGCAAGGCCAUGUACAUCUUCAUGAGCACGACUGGGGAGGAGAUCAUCAACCAGCUGACCCUUAAGACCAAGCUAAAGGGGCAGGAUCGGGACGACAUCCGCCUUAGGGAUCUGGAAGCUUCCCUCGCACAAGCUGUGUUUAACAACCCGAACAGUGGAUUCUAUCAGUCGCAGAUCAUCCCAGCGAAGCUCAUCACCUUCUAUGUGCCCUUUCUGCCUCUGAGCCGGCACCAUGUGGAGCGCUGUGCCCGGCGAGAGCUGUGCCAGCGCGGGGCGUGCCAGCGCGCCGAUGUAGCUGAAGCGGUGGGACGUGCAGUCAGCUAUACCGUACAUGAUGGCCAGCAUUUCUCCAGCACUGGCUGCAAGUCGGUCAUAGCCAAAGUCAACCUCUUCCUUUGAGCCUGAAUUUUUUUCGGAGGUGGGGGGGGGGGGGGCAUGUCCCCCAGGCUCAGAGGGUGGGUGUUAUGGCGAUCCAUAAAAGCUCACCAGGCUCUAACGGAGAUGUCUGGCAUCUGGAGCCUGGAGGCUGGACUGAGUGCCUGUUUGGUGCCGUCUGCAUCGCCCAUCCACACCAUGUGCCCAGAAACUGGCCCGGCAUCCUCCUGUUGCCCUGUGACAAGCGGGGGGCUGCUGUCAGACUCGGAGCACCGCAGUUGCAUGCGGUGACUGAAGCUGCGUUACACCAUGGUACCACAGUGUGGUCUGCAAUUUUUAUAGAAACAACUGGAAAUAAUCAAACCUUUUUGUCUUAAGUGCUAAUAUGGCUUAUCAGUCAGUUAUGUUUAAAGUGUAUUUUUUCUAUAGUCCACUUUGGUUUCUUAUGUUGGACGCAAAAUGCAUGCUAUCAAAACAGGUGAUUCGGUUUGCCAGUGAUGCGUCCAUUUCUCAAUUUCUAUAGUUUUCCUCCACACCAGUAAAUGGCAGUGUUUUCUAUGAAAAACUCUGAACCGAUCACACUGCACAAAAGUUCUGCAGUUUUCUGUUCGGACUACAAUCCAACUUAAUGCUACAAAUUAGACAGGAAUAAAUUGACAAGAAAGAGGAGUAUUGCAGAGUAGAGAGACUACAAGUGCCUUUGCCUUUGUACAGGGGCUGAGAGUAAUUGAUUUUUACGUAUUUAUCUCUUAUUUUUUUUAAUUCCUUUUUAAAGAACUGCCUCAACUUUGGAGCUGCUAUGGAAACGCUUUUCAAUUAUUUGUUACGUGUCUGGUAAGCGAUAGUAAGCGCUCAUUUUUGCACAAUCCCUUCUUUUGAUUUUAUCUUAAAGAACUUGAUGUAAUUUGAUCCCCCGAGUUUCUCCUCGAGAUGUACAAUUGUGUAUCAUAAACCCGUGUUGAUGAUGUUCAUGAUGACUCCGUAUGUUGAAGCUGAACAGUGUUUCACCAGCUGAUGGUACCUAAUGGACCCCAGUGUGCCGGUGAAUUUAUUUAUGUUUACUUUUAGAUUAUUCAAUUUUUCCGGAGUUCUGGAAGGAUUAGUUGUCAUACUUGGUUUACACAAUGAGCUUAGUGGAUGCAGAAUAACUGAGUGACAGGUACUACUGGUUUAAUACUCUGUUGUGAGAAUCACUAGGUUGUCUGCCCCUAGUUGCCCUUGGCUUGGUACGAUGAAUCCACAUUUCAAUCUGCCCUGUUGCAAUAGUUGUGUAUUGCUUAACGGGAACAGCCCCCCCCCCUUCCCUUUCCUCUUGUGGUUGCCAUGGCUGCGUGCUGCAGACACUGGGCCAUCUCCACGGAACACUAGGUGUAUAACAGGUGGCACGGAGAGGUGGAGCAACCUGUAUGGUGAGAACUGCCACUGAACUUUUACGUCUGAUUCUGGUGAUUCCAAGAGAGAACCUGGUUAAACUGCAGAAGAAUCUACAGACUGCAAUCUCUUCUGUUUAUAUAUUUAAAAGGUAAAGCCAUACUUUAAGUGGUUGAGGUUGUAUCCUUAAAUAGCUCCCGUGUUAUUUUGUAAUCAAUAAGAAAGAAUAUUAUCACAAAAGCUUGAAAA